Fraxinus pennsylvanica is the source of this 1941-nucleotide messenger RNA. The record is from the annotation of a GenBank genome assembly. NCBI's taxonomy places the organism in Eukaryota, Viridiplantae, Streptophyta, Magnoliopsida, Lamiales, Oleaceae.
AUGCCCUCCAAUGGGCCCUUCAUUUCAUGUGACCGUGGAACAAUUUUUGAGGUGAUUAGCCCAUUCUCCGAUAAUUUUUGCUGUGACUUGAGCGAAGUGUCGACUAUGGCAACUGUAACCUCGUCACACUUUGUAUCACAUGUCCACAGUGGAGCAACUUCAGUUGAGAGUAAAUCAAACUUGGUGCAGAUAGGCCUCAGGAAUCAAAUUGUGACUCACAAUGGGUUGAGAUCAAUGAACACGGUUGAUAUGCUCCAAUUGAGAACCAAUGCAAAAGUAACUGCAAAGGAAUCCAGGAGCAUAGUUAAAAAAAUCAGUGCUGGCAAACCGUCUGGAACGAUUAUAUGCGGGACAGGGAUGAACUUGGUCUUUGUAGCAGCUGAGAUCGGUCCAUGGAGCAAAACUGGUGGGCUAGGUGACGUUCUCGGAGGGUUGCCACCAGCCAUGGCAGCCAACGGCCACCGGGUGAUGACUGUGUCUCCACGUUAUGAUCAGUACAAAGAUGCUUGGGACACUAGCGUGUUUGUUAAGAUAGAAGUUGGAGGCAGAAUUGAGACUGUUCGCUUUUUCCACUGCUAUAAACGUGGAGUUGACCGUGUUUUUGUUGAUCAUCCAAUGUUCCUGGAGAAGGUUUGGGGAAAAACUGGAUCAAAGAUUUAUGGUCCGAAUGCUGGAACAGAUUACAAGGAUAACCAACUUCGCUUCAGCUUGUUAUGUCAGGCAGCUUUGAUGGCACCAAGAGUUCUGAAUUUAACCAGCAGCAAAUAUUUCUCAGGGCCAUAUGGGGAAGAUGUGAUCUUCAUCGCCAAUGAUUGGCACACAGCUCUGCUUCCAUGCUACUUAAAGACCAUGUACCAAUCUAGAGGAAUAUACAUGAAUGCCAAGGUUGCCUUUUGCAUCCACAACAUUGCCUAUCAGGGCAGGUUUUCGUUUUCAGACUUUUAUCUUCUUGGUCUGCCCGACAACUACAAAAGUUCCUUUGAUUUCAUUGAUGGGUAUCAGAAGCCAGUCAAGGGAAGGAAAAUUAACUGGAUGAAGGCUGGAAUUUUAGAAUCACACCGGGUUCUAACAGUGAGCCCUUACUAUGCCCGGGAACUCGUUUCUGGAGUUGAUAAGGGUGUAGAAUUGGACAACAUCAUUCGUAGGACGUGCAUAACUGGCAUCGUAAAUGGCAUGGAUACCCAAGAGUGGAAUCCUUCAACUGAUAAAUACAUUGAUGUCCACUACGAUAUCACAACUGUUAUGGAGGCGAAGUCUUUGUUGAAGGAAGCUCUCCAAGCAGCAGUUGGGUUGCCAGUGGACAGGAACAUUCCUGUGAUUGGAUUUAUUGGAAGGCUUGAAGAGCAAAAAGGCUCAGAUAUUCUCGCUGCUGCCAUUCCCAAGUUUAUUGGAAUGAAUGUGCAGAUAAUAGUACUUGGAACUGGCAAGAAAAGGUUCGAGCAACAGAUUAAACAGCUUGAGGUGUUGUAUCCUGAUAAAGCUAGAGGAGUGGCAAAAUUCAAUGUUUCCUUGGCCCACACGAUCACUGCUGGUGCUGACUUCAUGUUAAUCCCAAGUAGAUUUGAACCUUGCGGUCUCAUCCAGUUGCAUGCUAUGAGAUAUGGAACAAUACCCAUAUGUGCCUCAACUGGUGGUCUUGUUGACACUGUGAAAGAAGGAUUUACUGGGUUCCAUAUGGGAGAUUUCAACGUUGAAUGUGCCAAAGUCGACCCUGCUGAUGUGCUUAAGAUAGUUGUAGCUGUCAGCAGAGCUCUUGCAGUCUAUGGUACUCUUGCCUUCAGAGAAAUGAUAAAAAAUUGCAUGUCACAGGACCUCUCCUGGAAGGGACCUGCUAAGAACUGGGAACAGAUGCUGCUGAGCUUAGGGGCUGCCAACAGUGAACCUGGUAUUGAAGGGGAGGAAAUUGCUCCACUUUCCAAGGAAAACGUGGCCACCCCAUGA